AUGGCCCUCCUCCUAGCCCCCCUCCUCCUCACCACAGCCCUCGCCUCCAACUGGCCCUCCCACCACCCCCCAAACCCCUCCCACCACUCCCCCGCCUUCCCCGGCGGUGGCCCAACAGCAACCAUAGACGCCGGCGUCGUCAUCGGCACCACCACCUCCCUCCCCGCCGCCUCCGCCACCGUCAACAAUUUCCUCGGCGUCCCCUUCGCCAAAUCCCCUCCUACCCGCUUCGCUCCCCCAGAAGACCCGGGGAGUUUCGACCAGCCGAUUAACGCGACGCAGUGGAGCCCGGCGUGUAUUCAGCAGAUUAAUUAUCCGAGGAGUGCGUUUGAGUUUACAAAUGCGGUGUAUAAUUCUUUUAUGCCCGAGGAGAGUGAGGAUUGUUUGUACUUGAAUGUCUACGCUCCAUCUACGCCGGCUCCGGCCGAUGGACGAGCUGUUUUGUUCUGGAUCUACGGCGGCGCUUUGCAGUUCGGCGAUGCGGGGCAGCCACAGUAUGACGGCAGUGCCUUCGCCUCGUAUGAAGAUGUCAUUGUUGUGACUGUCAACUACCGGACGAAUGUCUUCGGCUACCCAAGCAGCCCGGCUCUUCCAGAUGAUGGUCAUAAUCUUGGCUUCCUUGACCAGCGCUUCGGCCUCCAAUGGGUCCAAAACAACAUCCACGCCUUCGGCGGCUCUCCUGACAAAGUGACAAUCUUCGGCGAGUCUGCCGGCAGCUGGUCCGUCGACGCCCUCCUCACCUCCUAUCCUGCCGACUCCAACCCGCCCUUCCGUGGCGCCAUCUGCGAGUCCGGCGUCAUUAGCUACCCAGGAUCGUUCUCCUUCCAAGACCCUGUCCCCUCCUGGAACGCCCUUGCCUCGGCACUCAACUGCUCCGGCUCCGACACCGCUGUCCUCCAAUGCGUCCGCUCCGCCCCAGCCACCCAAAUCCGCACCAUUAUCGACCGGCAAUCCCUCCCCUUCGACCCCGUACCCGACAACAUCACCCUCUUCUCCGACCCCGCCGCCCGGCGCAGAAGUGGCAAUAUUGCCUCGAUCCCUGUUAUGGGAGGGACAAACAGCCAAGAAGGCCGCUCCCUCGCCGUCGGCCAAACCAACACCACAGCUUUCCUCUUAGGCUCCGGCAUCACGCACCCAGACUACAUCGCGCAGAUCGAAGCUGCCUACCCCUUAGCAGACGGCGAAACGCCCUACGACCAAAUCGCCCGCAUCUUCACCGAACUAGCUUUCCAAUGCCCGCAAGCACUGUGGGCAAACGAUACCGCGGCCGCAGGGAUCCCUGCCUGGCGGUAUUACUUCAACGCCUCGUUUGCGAAUCUGCAAGCGUACCCCGGAUUGGGCGUGUAUCACGCGAGCGAAAUCCCGCUGGUAUUCUCGACGUACCCUGAGGCGAACGCGACGACGCAGGAGUAUGCCCUCAGCAGUUUCAUGCGUGGGGCGUGGGCACGGUUCGCAAAGAACCCGAUGGGUGGACCGGGGUGGAAUGGGGUUGGCACGGGGGUGGCGGGGCAGGUGCUUGUCGGUGCUGAGCAGGUGGAGGUGGGAGGGGUGUUGAGAGAUGCGAGUGGAGAGGUGGUAGAGGGGACGUGGAAUUUGGGGUUGUUGGGGAAUAGAGGGGAUGCGAUAGGGAGUGGGGUGACAGUUAUUGAUCAGGCGGAGGUGGAUGGGCGGUGUGAGUUGUUUAGGCCGAUUUAUGAGGCGGGGUUCCAGUGGUAG
Molecule: messenger RNA, 1716 nt
Organism: Saxophila tyrrhenica
Lineage: Eukaryota; Fungi; Ascomycota; Dothideomycetes; Mycosphaerellales; Extremaceae
Exons: 3
Coding region: 1-1716 (571 amino acids)
Source: RefSeq, a predicted model, not a curated record